Perca flavescens (yellow perch) is the source of this 3263-nucleotide messenger RNA. RefSeq names its product protein FAM177A1. NCBI's taxonomy places the organism in Eukaryota, Metazoa, Chordata, Actinopteri, Perciformes, Percidae. The coding region runs from base 311 to 967 and encodes 218 amino acids. The transcript has 5 exons. The record is from RefSeq and is a predicted model, not a curated record.
UGUGGGAUUCAGAUAUUUGAAGACUUAAAUAACAAAUUUGUGUAUGUACGUUUUGUGUAUGUGAAAUGUAGACAUGCAUUACAAAUAAUAGUAGUAUUGCAUUCAGAUUUAGCUUUAUUACUCCUGUUGCACUGCUACAAGAAUCGAUACUCCGUAGCGGAGCCUAAUAUAUUUCUAUGGACGUUACGUACCCAUGGAUGUAUUAAGAGAACGUACCGGGGGAUGAUGCACGGCUCUUCCGGGUACGGUACGGAGCAGCAGAGGCGUUGUUGUGGGCGCAGCAUCCAGAGAUACAAAGAAGACUGCGACAAUGGCCGAAAUAUCACUGUAUCUCACUAACGUUAAUGUGUCGAUAGGACAGACCAUGAAUGCGGCGCAGACUCAGAGCCCUAACCCGGCCAGGGGCUUUGAGAGUGUGGAGCUGGGGGAGCUGAGAGAGGAACAGGAGCAGAGGGAGAAGGUACCUCGCAGGAUCAUCCAUUUCUCCAGCGGGGAGACCAUGGAGGAGUACAGCACCGACGAGGAGGAGGGAGAGGACAAGGAGCUGGAGAGGAAAGACCUGCUGUCCUCCCCGGUCGAACCGGUGAGGUCAAAGUUGACCUGGGGUCCAUACUUCUGGUUUCACAUGUGGAGAGCUGCCACAUCCACCAUCUCAGCCUGCGACUACCUGGGGGAGAGGAUGGCCUCCCUGUUCGGGAUAACGUCAGCCAAAUAUCAGUACGCUAUUGAUGAAUACUACCGGAUGAAGAAAGAGAGGGAGGAAGAGAAAGAGGAAAACCGGCUGUCAGAAGAAGCAGAGCGAUCCUUUGACCAGCUGCAGUCUCUGGAAGAUGAAGACGAACCAAUCGGCGUGACGGAGCAGCGGGACGUGGUCGCUGCGCUCCCCGAUGUGAGCUAUCAGAUCGAGAAUGAAAAUCAGGCACCUUCGAGCACCAUCAGAGUCCCUGCUAUCGUCACAGCGACCUAACUAACCCUAGAAAUGGACGUUUGCGCUUUUAAUGUCCGUCUGUGUGUUAAAGAAGGAACACCGUCCUGUUUCACCAAGCACCGUUUGGUUUGUUUGCUCCACGGCUUCAGAUGGGCAGUGCUGCUGUAUUGUGGUUGUCUGGCAAGGACAGUAGUGGUGGAGGUACUCCACUAAAAAGUCCCUUUGCAACAGUGUAACAAUUGAUAAAAGUAAUACUGGAUAAUAGGGAUGUAAGGAUGCAUCGUGAAUCGGUUAAAAAUCGAUCUAAAUGUGUAAAGAUUACCACCGGUUGAGAUCAAAAAUGAAUCGCGAUGCAAUUUUGAAACGACCUAGGGCGUAAUCUACUUUGAUUUCACUUGUUUGACUUCAGACAUUACUGCGUCUUCUUAGUUUAUUUAUUUGAAGAGAUAUUUUUUUUUUUUUUUUUUUAAGAUUAUGGGCUUUUCCGCCUUUAAUGGAUAGGACAGCUUGGUGAGAAAGGGAAAGAGAAAGGGGGGAAGACAUGCAGGAAAUCGUCACAGGUCGGAUUCGAACCCUGGACCACUGCGUCGAGGCAUAAACCUCUAUGUUUAUGUGCACCUGCUCUACCCACUGAGCCAACCCGGCCACUUAAAAAUCCAUUUUAUUUAAAAUUUUAAUUUAAUCUUAGUUAUUUAAGAUAAAAUACAAUUUUAGUUUAACCUUUUGAUAAGAGGACACGUGUUGUUUUGCACAGUUUAUAUGAAGUGAUAUUUCUCGGUCAUUUGUCUGCAGCUCAUUCUGUAAAAAAAUCGUGAACUUAAAAUCGUGAAUCGUGAGUUGAGUGUAUCGUUACAUCCCUACUGGAUAAUGGCGCAUCAUAUUCAGGAUGCAUUGAGUUAUGUGUGUGUUGUGCAAAACAUGCAAUAUGAGUCAGAAAAUGUUCUAUUAGGUGCCAAUUUAUCUGCCAAUGUAUGGUUUUGUUUCCAUAAUUAGCUCGUUUACGAGAGUUCUCCAUUUUGGUUAGUUGUUACAUUAUCCAGCAGCUAUUGCGUUAUCAGUUGCUACGGCAGCCUCCCCAAUGUGAACGUCUGCUGUGGAGUGAAGGUGACCUGUUGCUCCUCUGUGCCUCUGAUCGACCAGACACUGUGCCUAAAUCACCAAUACAGCCAAGUCAGUGGCCGAUCUGGACAAAGCAUACAUAUUUGAAAAUUAUUUCAAGUGUUUGAAGAUGCAAAAUAACCUUUAUUUCAGUGAGUACACUCAGCCUUUGGAUAACUUUUUUCAUGUACAACACCUGUUUUUGUCCAGAUCUGGUCAAAGUGGUGCAAUCUUGAUACACCUGGCUGCACCACAGAGCUGGCCACUUGCACACUCCCUCCCAUGUUAAUUUGCUCUCUGUGUUUUUUGUAUUAAUGCUUAUUAAGCUUGUAUUGCACUCGGAUGUCUGUGUGGAAGCACUGAGCAGUAAGUCUCGUGGUCUCUGGGGAGCACAAGACUUACUGGCGUUUGUCAGAAAAACAACAAUGAAAACGGGUCAAGGUGUUCGAUGUUGCUCUUAUUUUCUACCUUAUCUACUAUGGAUGUGGUGUGUCAGCCUUUGAUAAUGACAGGGAGCAUUGUUACACUAAGCACCGCAUUCUCAUGACAGGUUCAUAUGAUAUCGCACGAAAACUUAUGCACACCUAUUCGUAUGAUAUCCUACGAAAUUAGGCGACCGCUGGCCGGUCACGUGACGACUGAUCACAUCACAGUUAAGUUCAGCGGUCUUUACAGAUAAAUUUAGCCCAGAAAAGGUUACUGUGAGCCACAUACCGACAGCAACAACAGUUAAGUUUAGGCACCAAAAUGACUAGCUAAGAUUAUAAAAAACGUUUGCGGUUUGGAUUAAAACGCCGGUCCUCUUAAGUAGUACUCCUGGACAAGUUUCCUGAGUGAAAAAUCUUGUGUUUUCACCUUAACUUCUUCUGGGACACAAACUCUGCUUUCCCACUUAAAAAGCGCCGUGUUUUAUGACCCCACCCAUCUUCCCUGACCUCCUCCCUACACGGCUCUUAUACAGUGGCAGUCAGUGCGGUGCAUACAGCAAUAAAUAAGUGGAAUACAUACGAAUUACAGUGCAUUACUUCUCGUAGCUAUAUGUACUAAUGGUUCAUGAGAACAACCUGCUCUAAGUCUGUAUAAAGACAUGCAAACUUACAUUUUUAACUGUUUUUAGUACAUUUUUUAUAUUUAUGUAUUUAUUUUACUGAACAGACUAAUUUAAGCAUAUUUGCUGUUAAUUUGGUAAGUAACACUGUAAUGGACUGUUAAUAAAAUCAUAGUUAUUGUCUUCAUA